This is a messenger RNA of Trichoderma asperellum CBS 433.97, 788 nucleotides long. The record is from RefSeq and is a predicted model, not a curated record. Lineage: Eukaryota; Fungi; Ascomycota; Sordariomycetes; Hypocreales; Hypocreaceae.
UCACAAACCUUCGACGUGCUUGAUUUCUCCGGCACCGAAACCCGUAAAAGUUCUCCUGUGCUUGGGCCGAGAGAUGCCCGCAGGACCAACAGCUCCCUGGAUGUCCACCAGGGGAGCUCCGGUGGAGGGGCGACGCUCGCGCGUGGGCAGAGGCUGCUUGGUGGCCAUUGGGAGAAUGGCUGCCGAUCAGAGACGGGACUCGAAUUAGCAAAUCUAGGCUCUUUGUAACAAUACUGCAGAGGAAAGAAGAAUGCCAAAGAAGGGGCAGAAGAGAUGGAACACGCAACAGAAGAAGAAGAAAAGAUGGUGAUAAAAGGAGAUGGGCAAGAGGGAAGUGAGAUUGCGAGUCUAGAGGGGAGGAGAGUUAUCAGGCAACUUACAUCAGCUCAGCUCGUCCAAAGCUAUGGCGGGGUAGCAACAGUGGGGUUAUCAGAAGCUCCCAAAGCUACCGUCCGUUACGAUAAAAGGCCCGACAAACAGUUGGGGAGCCAGCGGAAAGGGUCAAUUGUAGACGGGGAAAGUCCUCGGAAGGCUGGGAGAGAAGAGAGGGAAAAUGAAUCAGAAGAAGAAGAAGCAGAAGAGAAAGAAGGCGAGAGAGAAAAGGUGAAGAGGAGCGACCAAAGAAGGAGGGGAAGAGGAGAGGACCAAGCGAGCUUUAGGUACCAAUUGACGGCGGAUAGAGGGGGAGGGGUUAGCAAGAGAGAAGUAAGGCGAUGCUGCCCUCCAUCAAGGGACCCUCUGCGCCGGUUGCAUUAGGUAGCCAUGCCAGUGCUGCUCGGUCAAUCAAG